Molecule: messenger RNA, 3773 nt
Organism: Pimephales promelas (fathead minnow)
Lineage: Eukaryota; Metazoa; Chordata; Actinopteri; Cypriniformes; Leuciscidae
Gene: adnp2a
Product: ADNP homeobox 2a
Biological process (GO): regulation of gene expression
Cellular component (GO): nucleus
Source: RefSeq, a predicted model, not a curated record
GUCUUCCUGUGCGCCAUGUUUUUCAGCAGGAGUGGGGUGAUGUUUUAGUGAGAUAUAAUCAAAAGUGGGCUAAUCCUGCGCUCGGUUCAUAUUUCACCAGACGAUCUUCAGUGCAGUAAGGAACGCGGAUUGAGCGCAUCCUGGUUGCUUCAUAUGAUGAAGUAGGCGAUUCCAUACUGCGCGCCUUCCAGUGACGCCGGAAGAAAACGGACGCACGCACGCAGACAUCCAUCCACUCAAUCGCUGCUCUGUGGCAGAAUAUUAAAGGAUCAGCAAAAUGUAUCAAAUUCCAGUGAAGAACCUCACAAAACUCAGACGACCAAGGAAACGCGUCAAACGUAUUUUGUGUGACAUCGGGAAGCAGCAGUGCCAAGAUUUAAUGGAGACAUAUAAAUGUUUUGAUGCUGGUGAAGCAAGUUUUGACAACACGGAAUGGGAUGAUUUCACUGAUGGUCAUGUUGGAAAAAAGAAAAAAAAGUAUCCAUACCGGAGCCAAGCUCUGUGCUGCAGUCUGUGUUGGUACUCCAGCCGGUCAGUACCCAUGUUCAGAAGUCACAUCCAUCGCUAUCACUGUAAAGAUCUGAACGUGGCCUGUUUGUUAAUGUGCCCCUACUGCCCAUUUGUCAGCUCUCCGAAAGUCACAGAGCAACACAUUCAGUUUUUCCACAUGCUGCCAUCAAAAGCCCAUCGUAUAUCUCUCCAAAGCAACCCCAGCCAUACUUUGGCUCACGCACCGAAAACUGUGUCAGUUACAGUCUCAGCAGAUGCCGCCGAUGACAGAUACACGUGUUCAACCUGCGGCUAUCAUGACUCUUUACUAUACGUGAUGAAGAAACACGUCUUGGUAAACCACUAUGCUACUAUGCUGGAUCGCUUCUUCGGGCUCGGGUCGGACAAUACCCAAAAGUCUGGCGGUGUGCAGAUACGGGAUGGCACACCAAUGAAAUAUCACUGCAAAGUGUGCAAACUGCCAGCAGAGACCAUUGAACAUUUACUUUAUCACAUUUUAAGUUCAGAGAAGCACAAGGACCUGCACUGGCAAAUAAUGCCUUGCAUAAUCGAAAAAGACGGCAUGAAUCAAAUGACCGGAUUGCAGAAUCUGCUGAGCCUCGCUCCAAAAGCGAUGCAGCAGGUCACGUUACUUGCAAGACCGAAUUACAUGCCUCAGCAGGUGCAACAUACAAAUGGAAACGGUACGGUUCUUCUGGCUGGCCCAAGUAACGCUUUGUUUUGCUCUCCUGGUGCAGGACAGAUGUUUCUGUCCCCACAAACGCAAGCUUUGCUGUCGGGCACGUCUUUGGCUGCACUUCAGAAUGCCCAGCCUCAGCAGUCCCCCGGCGGGAUGCCGCAAGUCCUGCCUACCUCUCCAGGUAAUAUGGUGAUGCCAAACAUGCCGCAAAGUGCACCCAACACGGUACCCAUCACUAUGUCCAUUCCCAGGCUACCACAAACCCAGCAGGCACAGCAGGUUCUUCUUCCGCCUGGCAUCCAGGUCAACCUCCCGGGCGAAAUGGGUGUUCGUUCACCAUUUCUUUAUACGCAAGGUCUUCAGCUGAAUCAGUCAGUUCCCAGACCUCCUCUCGUAGCCUCGCAGUCUGUGCGUCUCAUUCCCACAGGAAACAACGUCAAUGGUGUGCCAACAUACACUCUAGCACCUGUUCAAGUCACCGUUCCGGUCCAUGGCGGUCCCGCUCAAAUGGUAUUGACGCAAAACCAGAUCAGCCAGCCUUCAAAUGCAGCGGUGGUGCCUGCUGGUCUCAUGCCUACAGUUCAGAGGGCGAUAAAUAGAAAUUCGACGCCAAAUGAGCUGGCGGUAAUCGCGCCGUUUUUGAAGAAACAUGAUCAACACACGGUCAAGUGCCUAAAGUGCAAGAUUUUACUGACAGAACAGGGGAUUUUCCAGCAUUUGUUGCAUGGCUUGAAGUGUCUGUUCUGCCCUCAGAUGUUCUACUCCUUCAAGCAGAUCAUGGAGCACACCAAUAAAGAUCACAGUCUGAAAAUCAAGGAAAACCGCCAUUUCAUAAAAGAACAGUUUAAUCUCGACUGUGACGACAAAGGCAAUCUUAUGUUCAGCACUUUCAAUCUGAACACAGAUGUGCCCAAAGAUCUUCUUGACAACCGCGAGCUUAACCUCGCCCUGGUCACCAGCGCUCAGGACAAGCUAUUCAUAAAAAUGUAUCCAGACAAGGCCGAAUACGCAACCGCGUUGAAGGUGCCACCUACCGCUUGCCCUUUUUGUCAAGUAAAGCUCCAGAACUCUGAAGACUACGAGCUCCAUCUUCAAACAAAACACCACAUCGUUCCCACCAUUCAUGCCAUACUAAAAACACCUGCUUACAAAUGCAUUUAUUGUUUUGGGGUGUAUGCCGAAAAAUCGACACCGAAAACCAUCUCCAUUCAUGUGCAACGGUGUCGCUGUGCUCCCAAAGCGGUCAAGGAAGCAGAGAGGAAGCUGAACCCAGAUACAGCCGAACACCUUGAUGGUGAUUUAUGUAGUUCUGUUCAGAUGGCCAGUUCUUCAGACACGGCUGUUCAGGGGGGUGUUGAAAUUGCCAAGCCAAAGAGAGAAAUAACCACUCCGAAGAACAGAAAAAGGAACUCGAAAGCUCCAAAGGUAGAAGUCCCUGAAACUCCAGUUGAACUCGUCUUGGAACCAAUGGGGAUGGAGAGGACAUCUUUCGAGGACAGAAAAGACUUCCUUUCACAGUACUUCCACAGAAAGCCAUACGUGACGAAGACCGAAAUCGAACUGCUCGCUUCCCGUUUGUGGAUAAACAAGGCUGAUGUAAAGGCUCACUUCAACAGCAAGCUCACCAAGUGCUUGAAAGCAAUUCAGAAGAAGAGGGUUUGCGUACGUCUCGGGUUCAAAAUGAUUGAAGUGAACAAGGUGAAGCACAACCUCUUCAUUCCGGAGGCAAAGCCUGCUAAAAAAAAAGAUGAAAUGGUGAACCAUGACAGCCUUGUUCCAGAGGUAACUGUUAAAACAGAGGACGUGAAUGAAAUUAAACAUGACCUCUUCAUCCAAGAGGUGAAUAUUAAAAAAGAGGUCGAGGACGUGAAUGAAGUGGGCAUGACCUCUUCAUCCAUGAGGUAACUAUUAAAAAAGAGGAUGUGAGUGAAAUGGAACAUGACCUCUUCAUUCCACAGGUACGGCCUCUGUAAAAAAUAGCUAACAUGUUUGUUUGAUCAAUUGUGUUUGUAUUCCGCAUGUUCACACUAGGACGUAAACCAUUGCAAACUGUUUAUUUAAAGUUACUUGAUUUACACAUUUAUAAGAUGGUUUGCCUCUUGGCAUUAGUCUAUGGAAAAAGGGGAACCUACAGCAAUGCUGAAAGACUCUACAGUUUUGUAUUUUUGUUGUAUAUAGUUCAUAUGAUGAUGAUGAUGAUGAUGUUUAAAAGUUUCUUUUAUCACAUAUCUUUAUUGCAAGAAAGAAAAGACCCAGUUUCCCAUUUAUAUUAAAAUCCUACUUUUCUGGACACUUGUACUAUACAUUUGGGGAUGUCUAGUGAUAUAGUUCUGCAUUUAACGUUUUAUAUUAGAACCGUAAAGAUAAUGAAGGCUUGGCUAAUUAUUACUACUAACUGGCAAAUUAGGCAGCAAUUCAUAACUGUAUCACCAAAAGGAACAUUUUACGGUGUUUUCAUGUUUUUUCUCUUUCAUAUAAUACACUGUAAUCAUUUCAGACAUGUGAAAAAAAGACAAGUGCCUCCGUGUCCUAUUUAAAAUUUGCAGUUGUAUUUGCCUCUUGGAAUAAACGUGACUAAAUAUUA